Molecule: messenger RNA, 1396 nt
Organism: Helianthus annuus (common sunflower)
Lineage: Eukaryota; Viridiplantae; Streptophyta; Magnoliopsida; Asterales; Asteraceae
Product: DNA-3-methyladenine glycosylase 1
Exons: 5
Coding region: 39-1097 (352 amino acids)
Biological process (GO): base-excision repair
Molecular function (GO): DNA-3-methyladenine glycosylase activity
Source: RefSeq, a predicted model, not a curated record
ACCAUCUCUCCUUCAAACCACACUUCACUUUUUCAACUAUGUGUUCUUCAAACUCCAAAUUCCGGCACCGGCAACUAAAUGACACAACUUCCCCACCCACCCUCUUCGACAUCAACGGUCGCCGCGUACUCCAACCGGCCACCUCCAACCGCAACUCCCCACUCCCCGAACCACCACGUCCCCUCAAAAAAACCCUCUCCCUACCAAAAUCCAUCUCCACUUCAAAACCAAAUCAAUCUCCAGCCUCAUGCACAACCCCAAAAUCCGUGAUCCCGGAAAAGAAAGCCAAAAACGGUACCCUUUAUGAUCGUAAUUCGAUCGAAACAAACAUUGAUUCCAGCCCUCGUUCACUGCCGGGGAGUAUAGCGGCCGCGAGGAGAGAACAGGUGGCCGUGAUGCAGGUACAGAGGAAGAUGAAGAUCGCGCAUUAUGGUAGAUCGAAAUCGUAUAGUUUUGAUCGAAAUUGUGUUACUUCAGCCGUUUUUGUACAACAGAAAAGAUGUAGCUUCAUUACUCCUAAUUCAGAUGCAAUAUAUGUUGCUUACCAUGAUGACGAAUGGGGAGUUCCUGUUCAUGAUGACAAGAUGUUGUUCGAACUCUUGGUGCUAACGGGUGCUCAAGUUGGCUCGGAUUGGACUUCGAUUUUGAAGAAAAGGCAACAAUUUAGGGAAGCUUUCUCAGGAUUCGAUGCAGAUAUUGUGUCAAAGUAUUCGGAGAAAAGGGUACAAUCGCUUAGUAGUAAAUAUGGCAUUGAAGUUAGUUUUGUCCGAGGUGUCAUUGACAACUCUAAAUCGAUUAGCGAGAUUAACAAGACGUUCGAUUCAUUUAACAAUUACAUAUGGAGAUUUGUGAACCAUAAGCCCAUCGUGUCACAAUACAAGUCAAGUCACAAGAUGCCCGUGAAAACAUCAAAAGCCGAAGCUAUAAGCAAAGACAUGGUGAGAAGAGGGUUCCGCCAAGUGGGCCCGAUAGUCAUCUACUCUUUCAUGCAGGCCGCCGGCCUCACAAACGAUCAUCUCAUCACCUGCCCUCGACAUCACCAAUGUGUCACCUUAGCGUCGCCCACAACACCAACCCUUCCAAGUUCUAUCAAAUAAACUUCCCAUUUUUAGUUAGUGCUUUAUUAAUUAACAUGUUUAUCUAAUGUUUUAUUAAUUAACAUGUUUAUCUAAUCUCUAACAUGACACACUUGAUACUAGUGUUGUUUUUCUAGGUUCAUGGUUUGUAUUAUGUCGAUGUUAAUUUUUCUUAGUGUAUUCUAAAAAAAAAGUGUAUACUAUUGUAAUUACGUUAACCGUUUUGAGUUAGUUAUUAACUCAAAUAGAAAAAGUUGGGUUUGAUUGAUUGUAAAGUUGUGAUUAACGUUAUUUUAUUGUGAUUACUUUGCCCUUUUAAA